AGAAGCAAACUUUGUCAUUCCCUCGACACCGUGCCACGGUGGAAGAAGGUGUGCGACACACGAGUCAAGGUAGUCAUCGUCGUCGUCUUCGUCGUCGUCGUUCUCCUCCUAAGGAGCGGAAUCGGCCAAACCAGGCGAAGAUCGUCGUCACGGUAGCUCGCGUGAUACCCGGCACCGGGUCCGUCUCCGUCUCACCUUCUCAAGGAUACGCGGACCGAGGGAACGCGAAACGAACAGCCGCGGGAACGGUCGAGGUUUUAUUGUUUCGACGGGACACACAGCUGCCGGUUCGCCGACAUGUCUAAGAUCGCGUUAGCGGUAUUCGUGGUGGCCCUCAGCCUGGUGCGCUCAGAGCCCCCGGUGAACUCGUACUUGCCGCCUGGGGGCGGCGGUCCCGGCGGUGGUAGCGGCGGAGGGGGCGGCGGAGGGCCUUCGAGCAGUUACGGAGCACCUGGCGGUGGCAACGGCGGCGCCCCGUCGAGCAGUUACGGAGCUCCUGGCGGCGGAAACGGCGGCGCCCCGUCGAGCAGUUACGGAGCUCCUGGCGGAGGCAACGGCGGAGCCCCGUCGAGCAGUUACGGAGCUCCUGGCGGCGGAAACGGCGGAGCUCCGUCGAGCAGUUACGGGGCGCCAAAUGGCGGUAACGGGGGAGGCGGCGGAAGCCCUUCGAGCAGCUACGGAGCGCCAGGUUUCGACGGGCAAAGCGGCGGUGGCAACGGUCUGUCGAGCACUUACGGAGCGCCUGCCGGUGGCAGGAACGGUGGUGGUGGCGGCGGAAGGAACGGGGGUGGCGGCAGAGGAAACGGCUUCGGGGGCGGCGGACAGCCGUCCAGCUCCUACGGGGCGCCGUUCGGCGGAAACGGCGGGUCGGGCAACGGCAGGCCGUCGAGCAGUUACGGAGCACCUGGUGGAGGAAACGGGUUCGGCGGUGGAAACGGCGGAGCGGGCAACGGCAGGCCGUCGAGCAGCUACGGGGCUCCGGAAGGUGGCAACGGUUUCGGCGGCGGCAACGGAGGCGGUUCUCCGUCCGGUCUUUACGGACCACCCGGAAGGAACGGUGGAGGAAACGGCGGCAACGGUGGUCGGCCGUCGAGCAGCUACGGGGCGCCGGAUGCCAACAAUGGGAGACCGUCGGGACUUUACGGGCCACCCGGCAGAAACGGAAACAACGGCGGUGGAAACGGUGGUCAUAACGGAGGCGGCAGAGGAAACGGCGGAUACCCGUCCGGCGGACCCAACGGCGGCGGAAGCGGUGGAUACCCAUCGGGAGGACCCGGUGGUAACGGAAACGGCGGCUAUCCGUCCGGAAGACCCGGCGGAAAUGGGAACGGCAACGGCGGUUAUCCCUCUGGCGGACCCGGUGGCAACGGAAACGGUGGCUAUCCUUCCGGUGGACCCGGCGGGAACGAUGGUUACUCCAACGGAGGACCCGGCGGAAACGGCGGCGGUUAUGGAAGCAACGGAGACGAGGAGAGUAACGAGCCGGCAAAGUACGAAUUCUCUUAUGAGGUGAAGGACGAGCAGUCCGGCGCUGAUUACGGACACACGGAGACCCGAGACGGCGAUCGUGCCCAAGGAGAAUUCAACGUUCUGCUUCCUGACGGAAGGAAGCAGAUCAUUGAAUACGAGGCCGAUCAAGAUGGAUUUAAACCACAGAUUAGAUACGAGGGUGAAGCGAACAACGGUGGAUACGGCUCCGGUGGGCCCGGUGGCAACGGUGGCGGUGACUUCGGCGACAAUGGCUAUCCAAGCGGCGGUCCAAACGGAAACGGCGGCAAUGGUAACGGUUAUCCGUCAGGAGGACCUGGUGGCAACGGCGGUGGAUCUGAUCACGGCAACGGAGGAUAUCCGUCUGGAGGACCGGGCGGCAACGGCAAUGGCGGCUACAGAAACGGAAACGGCGGCAACGGUAAUGGUGGAUAUCCGUCAGGAAGUGGUGGCGAUGCCGCUGCCAACGGAGGAUACCAAUAUUAAAUAUUUAAUUAGGCGUAGUGAUAUAUAUAUGUAUGUAUAUUCGUGCGUAUACGUGCAUAUAUGUGUAUCGCGUGUAUUACGAAAAGGGAAUGCAUAGGGCAACAUUCUUCAUAAUGCAUAGAAUAAUCAUCGUCUGAAACAGAAGAAACGUGGCUGCCAAUAAUAAUGAUCGCAGGUAGUAUUUUAACAACUAUGAUGGGAUGAGAACGAUCGUUCGCUUAAACGUGAACCAAGGAUAAACAUUUAAGUGGCAACGGUUUGCUCGUUUCAGACGUGAUCUUCAUAACUAUAUAGUACUAUUAUAGCAUAAAUGGAAAAUUUAUUUAUACGAUACACAUGAACACCUCACAGUCGAUGUUUAGGAACGAACGAUACUGUUGGACAUUAUGAUUGCAUACAAUCACGGUGGCAUGUGUACUAUAUGUGUACGUUUCGCAGUAACACCGACGGCAUCGUUCGAAUCACUUAGCGAUUGCAGCGUUACUUGACUGUCUCACUAACGCGUUCUUUCAAUAUGUAUAAAAAGAAUCUCAUACAUACACCUAUUGGUUACUUUCACGUAUGUUCGUUAUUCAAUUGCGUAAGUACCAUUACUGUAUGCAUUGAACAAAAUUGCAUUUUUCUUCUUCUUCUUUUUUUUUUGCAUCUUUGAUAUGUCUACCAGUUCACAACCAUGAUCAAAUAUUUCGCUAAUUUUUAACGUUUGUUAAGAUAUUGUAUUUAUUUACUAUUUAUCCGUACUAUGUAUAUUUCGAUGAUGUUUAAAAUGUAGCUGUAGAAACGAACGUCCGCAUAAAUAAAUACUGCGGUAGGCCAUAA
Megalopta genalis is the source of this 2793-nucleotide messenger RNA. RefSeq lists its product as uncharacterized. The record is from RefSeq and is a predicted model, not a curated record. Gene Ontology annotation, cellular component: extracellular matrix. NCBI's taxonomy places the organism in Eukaryota, Metazoa, Arthropoda, Insecta, Hymenoptera, Halictidae.